CCACCACCCUCUUCCACCAUCCAUGUCCACCACAACAAUCCUCCACCCUCCAUCACGUCAACACUCCACCACGCACCAUCACCUCCCACUAUCAAACCCUCCUCCUCCGCUGUCAUCAGCCAGGCCCGCGGGGAGGGGACCCCGGGAGGGAGACACGGGGCAGGCGGGGGGAGUGAGCGAGGCAGAGAGAGAGAGAGAGGAGAGAGGGGGGGAGAGGCAGGGAGCGUGCUGGCUGUGAGAUCUCCGCUCUCCACUUCCGUCCUCCGCGCUCCCCUCCCCUCCUCCCGCAUCCCCCUCCCUCCCUCCGCUUCUUCCUUCCUUUUUUCCUUCCCUCGGUCCUUCCUCGCGUCCUUCGUGCAGCCCUAGGAGCGGCAAGAUGGAGCAUACGGCCAGCGCGACUACAUCAGCAUCAGCAACGGCGACGGCGGCACCAUCAUCAGCAGCAGCAGCAUCAUCAGCAGCAACAACAACAGCGUGAGGAAGAGACGCGGGGAGGGCAGUAGCAGCAGAUCAACAACAUAGCAACACAGCGGACAGCAAGGCAACCCGGACAGUCGUGUGCCUUGUGUCCUCCAGCCGUGAGCUCGGAGGUGGGGAGACCGAGACCUGCACUCCUCCUCACCAUCAACCUCAUCCUCGUCCUCGUCAUCAUCUGGCCGUGGAGGCCGAGAGAGAGAGGCAGAGAGGCGAGCGAGGCGGCCAGCUCCGAGCCAGCCCCGCCGGGCGCCCCCCGAGAAGAUGAGAGCCGCGGCCGCGUGAAACAUGAGCGAAGAGCUUCUUCCAGAUGACGAGAACCACAUUGUCCGCGUGCGCGCAGUGGUGAUGACGAGGACGGACGAGGGCUGGGUGUCGCUGGCCGGCGGCGGCCUCAGCCAGGUCAGCAUCUCCCGCCUCCUGCAGCUCGACGAGAACGGCCGCAGCGACUUCCUAGUGCGCGGGGAGCGCAUCGGGGAUGGCCUGGUCUUGCUCAAGUGCUUUCUGAAGAAGAACCUGGUGUACACGGUGGCUUCUCCGACUUUCCACCACUGGAUGAUCGACGACAAAAAAUUUGGGCUCUCCUUCCAGACGCCGGCCGACGCGCGCGCGUUCAACCGCUGCGUGCGCAAGGCCAUCGAGGAUCUCGCCGAAGGCUCCACCACAUCGUCGUCAACCAAUCAGAACGAGGCUGAAAUUGGAGGGGACGACGAUGUGUUUUCGCCCAGUGUGGAAGGCACUUCUCCCGCCCUGGCGAAGAAGGACGGGGGAGGGAAGGGACAUCAGGCGACGGCGCGCGGCAAGCUGGGGCGGCACGUGAGCUUCCAAGACGAGGACGAGGAGGACGAGGCGGCGCAGGGCAACGCGCCCGAGGAGCGCGGCCUCAUGGGAGUGCGCGGCGGCUACGACGACUACCGGGACGCGGCGGCGCGCAAGCGCGACCUGCAGGCGCUCCAGGGCCACUACGUGCAGGUCGGCUGCAAGGGGGACGGCAAGAAAGCCGAGUACGAGCGGCCGCGCGGCAGCCCCGGCGAGGCCGAGGCCGAGAAGGAGGAGCGGGGCUCCGGCCGCUUCGGCAAGGUGCCGGCGGCGCACCACCCGCAGCAGCUGCAGCUGUGCGAGCAGCAGCUGCCGCAGCAGCAGCAGGCGCGCGAGGAGGAAGGGGUCGCCGGCGGCGGCGGGGUGCUGCGGUGCAAGUACUGCCGCGCGGCGUUCGACCCGCCGGGUAACCGGCGCGGGGGCUGCCCGGACGCGCCAGACCCUGCCCGUCGCUGCGUGACGGCGCUCAGUUGCAUGUGCGCCGCGGAGAGCAUGCUGUACCACUGCAUGGCCGACCCCGAGGGGAACUACUCGGACCCCUGCUCGUGCGAGACGGGCGGCCACGAGAGGUUCGGCCUGCGCUGGGCGGCGCUGGUCGCGCUCUCGCUGCUGGUGCCCUGCCUGUGCCUGUACCCGCCGCUGCAGGGCUGCUACACGUGCGGGAAGGUGUGCGGCUGCUGCGGGGGCAAGCACAAGGCGGCGGGCUGAAGGGAAAGCCGCAGGCCGUAAGCCGUAGCUUUGGAAGUCUUUCGGAAGCCUCGUGAAAAUAGAGAAGGCUCCGUUGAUUAGCCUCCGGUUUUAGCCGGGCGAGUUUUCCGCGCUGGCGAGCGCGUCGGCCACUUACGGUAGUUUGUUCCGGCUUUCGGCGACGGGCGAGUCCGAGGGUUGGUCGCAGUCGGAUGGGGAUGGUCCACUCGCGCUCUGAUGGUUACACAAAUAGGGUGUAGUGCUCAGUUUCGCGACCGGUUUAAUUCUAGAAAUAUUUGCGGAGGGUGUGUAAAGAAGAAAAAAAGGAAACUUUUUUUUUUCAUGGAAAAUAACGUUUGGCUUCAGUGGUAGUUUCGUCAUCGCUCUCACCAUUUUGAGUACGCAUUAAUUGCCCUCCCCAGUCGUAUCUCACCAACACAAUGCCAGGGUGUGCGUACUGCACGCAAGCCGUUGGGAGAAUGCCGUUCUUGUUUUUCUUGACGAGCCCCCUGUACACUUUACUCUCCGCGACGUUAGAUCACUUGUGUUGUUUUUCAGCCCCCCUCCAACGUUUGUUGAGUCCAAACGCCCUCGAGCCCGGCUCCUCCCAUGUCGAUCGCCUAGCGCAGUGGUUCUUAACCUGGGGUGCACGCACCCCCUGGGGGUGCACGCACCCCCUGGGGGUGCACGCACCCCCUGGGGGUGCACGCACCCCCUGGGGGUGCACGUACCCCCUGGGGGUGCACGUACCCCCUGGGGGUGCACGCACCCCCUGGGGGUGCGAGACGUGGACAGAUUUUUGUCAGAAGGUAAAUCACCGAGAAGGCAAGUUAAGCACGGGCACGUAGGUACAACAACUUUGUUUCAUCAAACCCUGUGUGUUUAUUCACAUUGUACCUUUUUUUUACAAUUGAGAACCAAAGGAGGGUAGGGUGGGUGGGGGGUGUGCAAGGCUGCAGCAAAGGUUAAGAACCACUGGCGUCGAGGCUUCUUUGGGAGACGUUCUGCUGUGGGUGGACGGAUGGAUGGAUUUAAGCAAAACAAAAGAAGACGUGCAAGAAUGGUGUGCAAGUGUUGUGUCUGUCAUACUUACUUGUCGUACAUAGGCGCACUUGAUAAAUGCCACAAUAGUUGCAAUUAGAACACCCAGGGGCGGUUGCACUCUCAGGCGUCUUGCUGUGAGACAGCGCAUCGGUAAAAAAUAAAUUGCCGCAAAUUAAAGGAUUUCCUUCCCCCAUGCCCCCCCCCUCAAUCUCUUAGUAUCGAUGAACCGAAACAACUCACACGGUUUCCAAAUUAUCACCUCCUACCAGCUGUUAAAACAACUCGCGAGCAUUUCGUAUAGAGACCUCGUGUGUAUCAAGUAAUUCUUCACCAGUUACGACCAAAAAAAUGUAAACCCCUGGACUCGGAAGUGUCCAUUUUGAGUGUUCAGUGUCGAUCGGUAUUGAAAUGGCCCGAGCCUAAUCCUCCUCCGCUGCCAUCAUCGUUUUGCCGUUGUCCCCGAUUGAACUCCCCGUUCCCAGCGGCGACUGCACUCGGAAGUCCCCAUAGAGUGACCCAAUUAACCUCGUCUGACAAGCGGCUCUGGGUUUAACCGAGAUUUCCAGAAACUUAGCGGAGCCAAAGUCCUUGGAUGAACUCCGAUGAGCACUCGACGCGGCGCACUCCCCGGCCGACGCUUCACUGUCUAUUUUGCGCGUGCGAUUAAGAGGCUCCGCGGGCCAGACUACCCUGCGUGAGCGACGGAGCCAAGGAGACGUUGGCUCGCAGUGCCGCCCGCGCGCUCCGAUUUUGCCGCACGCCACUGCCGAGCAGCGGUGGCCAAGUUUUUCCUGCAAGUUAAUGGGGCCGCGCCGCGCAUCCUGGCUGCAGAUAUAUUAGGGAGGUGAUUUGGAUAUUGCACAACGAGGGCAUGCGUACAAUAAUGCAUACGAGAGGGGGGGGGCGGUUUUAAAUGUGGGUUGUUAAAUGUGCGUACAGGCUCUUGUUUUCACUAUCAACCUGUAUAACGGCUCUUGUCAAUCCACUGGCGAACAAAGGCAUUGAUGUUUGGCAGCAGAGGGGGCAGUGCAGAAAAUCCCCUGUUGUUGUGCUGUACUUUUUUGCUCCCACGCCUAUGCAUUAUUUGCAUGAUUAGCGCACAAAUAAUGGGAAUAUAAAAAUUAAUCUUCAACACGAUGUCAGUGCAACUCUUUUAGUACCUCAGUUCUCAACGCGUUUCCGCCUGGAGUGUAAACCUGUGUAUGUGAAUCCCUUAGGGGGGUGCGUCAUUCGUAAACGGAUGUCGUUUUUUUUUCUUUUUUCGGUUUGGGCACAAUCGACGUGGAGCGCGCAGCGCGCACGCGCUGGAACACCGCCGCGCUGCGUCGGCGUGCUGGCGGGGGGACAUCUGGUGUGCGAUGAACUCUACGGGUAUCCGCCAGCGACGUGCCCCACCUUUGCGUUGUUGUUGGAAACUUCGCAGCGGCGUAUUUUUUGUGCAGGGUGUUGGACGUGUAUGUUAUUUUUUCUUUUUGUUACCGCAGUUCCUUUGUGGUUUACGGAGAAGCUAAGACACAUCUGAGAUCUAUUUUCCGGGCACUUUUCACACCGUUAGAUUUUUAAUUAUUGUUGUUGUUGAUUUUAUUUUCUCCUUACAGUUUAUUGGAGAGUUUAUGUCUCGCCCGUGGGUUUUUCAUCACAUUGACACAAUCCGUCACGUUGAGUUGAGGUGACCUGUCGUACUUGAUAUCAUAACUUUUUUUAAGCGAAGUAUAAACUUUUCAAAAGUCCAGAAAAGGUGCGUAAGAUUCGAGAGUUCACUGCCAUUUGCUUCUGUUUAGAAAACAACAAAAGAUAUAUUUAUUUCUCUUUAAAUUAGAUGCCCCACAUUUAAGAAGGGGUUGUAGAAAUUUAGAUAUUAGACUUGAGAAUAUGAGAUUGAAAGAAGCUAUCUGUAAACUUUAGCUCUGUAUGUACUGAAAGAAUUUUGUCAAAAAUAUUUUAAAAGUAGAUUUUAUAAAGCCAAUUGGAAGACGGGGGGGGGGGGUCUCUGAACUACAAGCAGCCCGGUGUACAUAUUGUUUUGUAAUUCCAAAUAACUUGAGACGUUCUUUGACACAAGAGAGGGAGUAUGCGCUGUAUAUAGUUCUAUGUUGAUGACGAUGAUUCCGUGUUUAUCCUUGGUAGGCCCCUGAGAGAGCGGGGCAGCCGCUUUAAAGAGUGGUAGUUCCUGAGUGAAGGUGACAUGAAUGCAACUUCGGUUUUAAAUUAUUAAACGAUUUCCUUAGACCUUACUGAUGUUUGCGCCUUACAGUUUUAACAUUAUCGAUUGCCUCGAUCCUUUCGGUUAGUUUCUAACAGGCAGCCGGCUAUAUCGUCGGACAAUGCUUUCGUUUUGUUUUUCUUUCUCCGUUCGAGUCGUGGACAUGCGGCGACAUUUCCCAGCUCGGUGGGGAAAAAAGCCGUCGUGGUUGCGUAACGUCGCGGUAAGAGGCACUGCGCUUCGUCGAGAUUCAGUGGCACAGAGAGCCUACGCCGGAUACUAUGCCCCAGGGGCCCGUUUACAACCACGUGCUGGAAAUCAGCCCCGAGGGCUCGACGCAGGUCCGGGUCGAAUGCGGCUCCGAUUCUUUCGGGACCGUAACUGCCGUCGGGUUGACGGUCGGCAGACUGGGGCGCCGUGGGUGAGACCAUCUCCCUCGCCCGUCACGCAGGAGGCCGCCGUGGGUUCGAUCCCAAUAUCCCGUUGGACUCGGGGUCCCAUCGGUGCUCGCCGGUCGCACCGUGGGUAGGAGCGAGCGGGCCCCAUGCCUCAUCUUGCAUGACUAAUUGCGGACUCUAAUUGCGUUACACCGGGUUAUUUUUUUUCUUUCGAUUUUUAUUAUUGUAUUGUUUGUUUGUAUUUUUUUUUAAAGAAAGCAUUUAUAUAGUGACUUGAUAGCGUGCGCGCGCACACACACACACCUUUCUAUCAUUCGUGUCUCGAGCGUUUGCAUGUCGCAUCGUUUAUUUUGGUUAGUAAAAAAAACCUCUCGCUCCGAAGGAUAUUUGCUCAUAUUUAAAUUAACAUUUUGGCAACCGGAAGAUAAAAAAAGAAAAUAAUCUCUGUAUAAAAAAAAGCCUUUAUGUUGCAGUCGUUGUGUACAGUAUCCGUAUGCUUCCAAAUUGAAAGCAGUUUAGUGGUGAAAUCCUUUAAAGUAUGAGUUCUGUGUUGGUAACCGUUUGCCGUUUAUCAUAGAGAAGUGAAGUGCCUCCUGUUCUGUCUCCCAGCGUGCCACCGGUGUUCAAUCAAUACUUUAUAUCGGCCCUUUAUUUGACUGUAUUAGAGACACGUGCUAUGAUGUACAUUUUUCGUUUAUAUUACUCCUCAAUUUAUAACACUUUGGCUGUACGCUUAUGUGUAUACUCUAGACAGUGUUACUUGAACGGAAUAGUUCAUAAUUGUUUUCCAAUUAUGUUGUGCGGUGUUUUAUUAAUGAACACUACCAAAUAAA
This is a messenger RNA of Lethenteron reissneri (Far Eastern brook lamprey), 6458 nucleotides long. Its product is annotated as sprouty-related, EVH1 domain-containing protein 2-like. NCBI's taxonomy places the organism in Eukaryota, Metazoa, Chordata, Hyperoartia, Petromyzontiformes, Petromyzontidae. Gene Ontology annotation, cellular component: membrane. Gene Ontology annotation, molecular function: protein kinase binding. The record is from RefSeq and is a predicted model, not a curated record. Gene Ontology annotation, biological process: multicellular organism development; negative regulation of MAPK cascade.